Enhydra lutris kenyoni (northern sea otter) is the source of this 1539-nucleotide messenger RNA. RefSeq names its product testis expressed metallothionein like protein. Gene Ontology annotation, cellular component: nucleus. Gene Ontology annotation, biological process: regulation of DNA-templated transcription. The transcript is spliced from 9 exons. The record is from RefSeq and is a predicted model, not a curated record. NCBI's taxonomy places the organism in Eukaryota, Metazoa, Chordata, Mammalia, Carnivora, Mustelidae. The coding region runs from base 1 to 1539 and encodes 512 amino acids.
AUGGAAGAGGUCCCUCUGCUCGGAGGGAUGUCCGGUCCCGAGGAGGAGAUCGUGACCGACCUUUUCAGUGCAGAGAGUCCGUUCGUUUCGGAGAACCUUACCCUGAAAACCCCGGUGGUGGUGAAGCACGAGGAGGACGAGUUCCACGUGUUUAAAGACGCGUAUCUGAGCUCCGCGGACCCCAAGGAGCCCCUCCUGCACGCGUUGAACCCCCCGCUUCACGUGGACUGUGACAGCCAAGUGAAAGUGGACCUCGCGGUGGGCGGCAACGACGACGAGGAGAUGCUCGCGGAGUACCCGAGUCUCCCCGAGCUCAGCCCCCUGGAGGACGCCGCGCUGCCGGUGGUGGCCCCGCAGCCGCAGGCCUACAACGUGCACUUCCUGUCCUCCCUGCUGGCCCCGCACCGGAGUCCUGCUGUCGUGCCCCUGGGCGCCUGGGCCAGGGAAGGAGGUGCCCACCCGGGGGUCCGGGUGAUUCCAGUGGAAAUAAAGGAAGCAGGUGGUACAAUUAUAAGUAACAAUCCCGAGGAAGCAACUUUUCAGAACCCUCUUGGUCCAGAAUCCUGUUGCAAGUUCCCCUCGUCGCAAGAAGCCGAGGACGCCUCUGGCUGCUCUCACAAGAAAGACUCUAACCCAAUGGUGAUAUGUCAGUUGAAAGGGGGUGCACAAGUGCUGUGUAUAGGCAAUUCUGGCACAAGAGAACUAAAAGCUCUUCAUUUGGUUCCUCAGUAUCAAGACCAAAAUAAUUAUCUACAGUCAGAUGUCCCUAAACCAAUGACUACUUUAGUAGGAAGAUUUUUGCCAGUACCAGCAAAAUUAAAUCUCAUUACACAACAACUUGAAAACGGAGGCUUACCAUCCCUAGUCAACGGGUCUGCUUUCCCUUCGGGAUCUGCUCUCCCAGGACCACCAAAGCUCACCUUGGCUGGGUACUGCGACUGCUUUGCCAGUGGGGACUUCUGCAACAACUGCAACUGUAACAAUUGUUGCAACAACCUACGUCACGAAAUCCAGCGGUUCAAGGCCAUUAAGGCAUGUCUUGAUAGGAAUCCAGAAGCUUUCCAACCAAAAAUCGGGAAAGGGAGGUUGGGAGACGUGAAGCCUCGGCACAACAAGGGCUGUAACUGCCGGCGCUCCGGCUGCCUCAAGAACUACUGUGAGUGCUACGAGGCCAAAAUUAUGUGUUCUUCUAUUUGCAAAUGCAUUGGUUGCAAAAAUUAUGAAGAAAGCCCAGAACGGAAAACCCUAAUGAACACGCCCAACUCUAUGGAAAUUGGAGGGUCUGAAGGCAGCCACCAGUUGUCACCAACUAAAUUCUCAGGACCACCAAAAUUCAGACAAGAUAGGCGCCCGCCCUCGUGCAUCUCCUGGGAGGUGGUGGAGGCCGCGUGCGCCUGCCUGCUGGCCCAGGGCGAAGAGGCGGAGAAGGCGCGCUGCCCCGACGGCCUGGCGGAGCAGAUGAUCCUGGAGGAGUUCGGGAGGUGCCUGUCGCAGAUUCUCCGCAUCGAGUUCAAGUCCAAAGGCCUAAAGCUUGAGUAG